Molecule: messenger RNA, 1938 nt
Organism: Phoenix dactylifera (date palm)
Lineage: Eukaryota; Viridiplantae; Streptophyta; Magnoliopsida; Arecales; Arecaceae
Molecular function (GO): zinc ion binding; nucleic acid binding
Source: RefSeq, a predicted model, not a curated record
AAUUUCCUGCCGCUACUCUUGAAUCGUGAUGCCAGUAGUACAUCCAAUGCCAUAUACUGACAAAUAAACGACCGAUCAAUCAAAAUAUGGUAUCAGACAUGUUAAAGGACCACAACAUUUUAGAAAUAUAGUUAUCAAAUAAUAAACUAUUUUUUAUAAAUGCUCUACUUAAAAAAGAUAAAUUUUUAAAAACCCUACAUUCAAAAGUUCUACUAGGGCCUAAACUGGGUUAACCCGUAGGCUAUAUUUGUUGUGUCCAACGGUCCCAAGUCCAAUUGGCCCCUAAAGAUAAUUCAUAAACCCUCCCCCUCGCUUUUUUUUACUUCUCCCGUGUGUAACGCUCCCUAUGCCCUUCGCCUCAAAAUAGAGAGCAGAAGAGAAGGAAAAAAAAAGAAAAAUCCAGGGAGGGAAAAAUUCCCCUCUCCCUUCGCUCUCAGCAAAUGCCUGGCUGAUGGAUUACAAACUCCCGCAGGCGCACCAGAGUGGCCACAACCUCUCUGCGGCGGCGGCGUCGGCGUCGGCGGCGGCGGCGGCGCACCAUCCCCAACCCUACAUCGGCCCCUCCUACUCAUACCUAUCAAACCCUAACCCUGACCCAUAUCCAACCGUCGGGCACGAUAAUUCCGCCCCCUCUGCCGAUCUCAGGGUCCUCCGUCCUCCGGGCGUGGACCCCUAUGCUGCGCAUGAUGGCGGUUAUGAGGGCUACCUCACCGGAUCUUACCCCUACAUCCAGGCGCCGGUGGCGGCCGGCGGGGUGGGUUUAACGUCGUACUAUUAUGGCCCCGGAGGAGGGGAGGCGCAUACUAGCUAUGGAGCUAUAUGGAAGGCUGUCAGUACCAAGAAAACCUUUGAAGAUUUGGAGACAAAGAAACAGAAGCUUAUUCAGGGAGGUGCCGCAGCUGACUCUGUCAGAGUUUGCACGGUGUGCAAUGUCGUCUGCAAUAGUGACACAGUUUUUGCUUCACAUCUUUCCGGAGAAAAGCAUGCCAUGAAGGCACUAGGAAGAAGUUCCAGUGGGCUGGCCUCCAUCCCUGUGAAACCCGUAAAUUGGACUAACAAAGUAGCACAAAUGGCAUUUAAAAGUGCAAUAAGCAAGGGCUUGAAAAUGGCUCCCAAGGUUGUCAAAUCUGUGUAUUGUGAGGUUUGUAAAAUUGAUUGUAACAGCCAAGAAGUUCUCAACAGCCACAAACUGGGCAAGAAACAUAUGCGAAACUUGCAGAAGCUGCAGGAGUCCAUCACACCAAAGCCCAUGAAUGCUCCAGUGAUGACUGCUGGGAAGGAAAAUGUGGUGACUGACAAAGAUAAAGUUGUAGAUGCACAAAUCAAGAGAAAGGUAGUCCCAGCAUCCAAGCAGGAUUUGGAGACAAAGAAAAGAAAGGUCUUGGAAGGAGGAGCAACUGCAGCUGCAGUUAGAGUUUGCUCUCUUUGCAAUGUUGUUUGCAACAGCCAGAAAGUCUUUGAUUUACAUGUUGCAGGGCAGAAACACCUUGCUAUGGUAAAGAAACAACAGGAGGCAACUUUUAGCUAGGUUCAGUCUGGAUAGUGAAAGGCACAAUCUCGACUCUUGGGGAUUGUUAUUUUCUUUAAUGGUUCAUCAAACCAUAUUCUAAACCCCUUUUAGGUCAUGAUCCCAUUCAGGCUACCAGAUAUGAAAGACAAGUUGAAUUCAGUUUCCACCAGGCCAUUGGGUGUUGGAACCUGCAGCUAAUAGUUUGCCGCAUGAUACUUGUAAAGUUUCUUUGGAAUAUGAGUUUUCAAGGGAAAUGUCAAUUGAAAACAUGUAUGUCUAAGAAUGUUGUCUCACAUUCUGGUUUUCAUGUUGCAUUUCAAACACUUACUUUUGAAUUAGGCUCGACACUGUCAGAUAUGCUUUAAGGUCCAGAAUUCAGGUUUAAGAUCAUUGUAGAUCGCAUGGUGCCCUAUUUCUUCCAUUUUUUC